CUGGGCUCGCCCCCGCUUCCGGAAUGAAAGGUCGCGACUCAGAGCUUUGUGAGCGAGGUAGGGCGAGAGCUCCACAAGCGGCAAAGGCGACCGGUAAGGGACACGAACUCCUCCCAGUGGGGCUCAGGGUUCCUGGACCUUGGCUCACCUCUGACCCAAAAGCCGCGCCCCCAGGUUCGGCUUGACUGGGCCAGGCCAGGGGCCAGAGCUCGGGAUGCCCAGGACUCUGCGUGGGCGCUCCACGAGGGCCUGCUGCGGCGGAAUCUUCCACCCAGCCCGCCUCACGCAGAGCCCAGUAGGUGUCCGCCCUGGACAGCCCCACCUGCCCCUUCACUUCUGGGAAUCCCAAAACGAACUGCCUGCCUUGCCCUAGGGCCUGCACCCAGUUGUACGCCUCUGAAACUUCUCUCCCCUCAAAGCAUAGCUCCCCACCAUAGCUGCCCCUCCUACCAUAAUGGGGGUAGGGGGUAGUCUCCCUUCACGUUCAGAAUAUGCGGGCUUCCCUCAGAGCACAUCUUUCCGCAGAUUAUACCCCUUUGCUUUUGAGUCAUACAUGGCAGCUCCCAUGAAGGGCCAAGUGUGCGUAGUGACUGGUACUUCCAGGGUUAUUGGUCGUGGCAUCGCCUUGCAGCUCUGCCAAGCCGGUGCUACAGUUUGCAUCACUGGCCGACAUCUGGACACGCUGCGGGCUGCAGCUGAAGAUGCGCAAUCCCGAGGGGGCAAGUGCGUGCCUGUGGUGUGUGAUUCAAGCCAGGAGAGUGAAGUGCGAAAACUGUUUGAGCAAGUAGAUAGAGAACAGCACGGGCGAUUGGAUGUGCUGGUCAACAACGCCUAUGCUGGGGUCCAGACAAUCCUGGACAAUGAUAAGAAGGCAUUCUGGGAAAGCCCUGCCUCCAUUUGGGAUGAUAUCAACAAUGUUGGACUCAGAGGCCACUACCUGUGCUCAGUGUAUGGGGCACAGCUGAUGGUACCAGCUGGUCAGGGGCUCAUCGUGGUCAUCUCCUCCCCUGGGGGAAUGCAGUAUAUCGUCAAUGUCCCCUAUGGCGUGGCAAAGCUGCGCUUGGGAGACAGAGCACCUGAGAAGGGCAUGGGACUGGGACAUCCUCAGCCAAAGCAUGGAGGGCAGGGGCGGGAGGGGACAUGGCCAGAUAUCCUGGCUCUCACCCUGCCUUCUGUCUCUCUACAGUGUGACAGGAUGGCUGCUGACUGUGUCCAGGAGCUGCAGCCCCGCGGGGUUAGCUAUGUGCCUCUGUGGCCAGGGCUGGUGCAGACAGAACUGCUGAAGGAUCAUUUGGAGAAGAAUGACAACACUGAGAGUCCCCUGUUGAAGCAGCUCAAAAUUCAUUUCUCAUCUGGGGAGACCACGGAAAUGAGUGGCAGAUGUGUGGUAACAGCUGUGUGUGUGCCCACAGACCCCAAUAUCCUCAGCCUGAGUGGGAAGGUGCUGCUGUCUUGUGACCUUGCUCAACGCUAUGGCCUUUGGGAUGUUGAUGGCCGCCCCGUCCAGGACUGUUUGAGUUCGGUUGUCUCCCAUGCCUCUAGCCUGGGACUGGCCUCCUACGUGCCUGGCUUCCUCCGUAUGCCCAAGUGGAUUAUGACCCUCUACAUCAGCAAGUUCGUUAUAACCCUCCUGGCCUGA
Miniopterus natalensis is the source of this 1639-nucleotide messenger RNA. It is a transcript of the gene DHRS1, whose product is annotated as dehydrogenase/reductase 1. The record is from RefSeq and is a predicted model, not a curated record. NCBI's taxonomy places the organism in Eukaryota, Metazoa, Chordata, Mammalia, Chiroptera, Miniopteridae.